This is a messenger RNA of Ipomoea triloba (trilobed morning glory), 1272 nucleotides long. RefSeq names its product polyubiquitin-B-like. Gene Ontology annotation, molecular function: protein tag activity; ubiquitin protein ligase binding. Gene Ontology annotation, biological process: modification-dependent protein catabolic process; protein ubiquitination. The record is from RefSeq and is a predicted model, not a curated record. Gene Ontology annotation, cellular component: cytoplasm; nucleus. The transcript is spliced from 4 exons. The coding region runs from base 1 to 1272 and encodes 423 amino acids. Lineage: Eukaryota; Viridiplantae; Streptophyta; Magnoliopsida; Solanales; Convolvulaceae.
AUGACACUUAUUGAUUAUGGAAUCUGCAGUAACACCACUGUCAGUGCAUACGUUAGAAAUUCGGAGGUACUGACAUUGAAUAUCAAGAUACCAUGCAGGAGUACAGGUUUUUACAUUGAAGUGAAACCUCAGGAUACAGUCCAGAAUGUCAAGGCUCUGAUUGAGGAUUCCGAAGACCUCAGCUCAGAUGAUUACAGUCUGGUUUGUGGUGGGAAGCUGCUGGAGGAGGAGAAGACUGUAGCGUUUCUGGGCAUUACUGAUGGAUCAACGCUUUACGUGGUGUUAAAUCCUAGAGAUGUGUUGCAGGUUUCAGUGAAGAUGUUGAGUGGAGAAACUGUGAAAAUACAGGCUAGGGUGUUGUACACAAUACUGGAUGUAAGAAGUUUGGUUGAGAGCAUAGUUGGUUAUUCAGUGGGGGUUCUCCGCUAUGGUGGAAAGAAGCUCAAGGAUUCAAAGACUCUGUUGUAUUAUGAUAUCAAAGAUGAAUCCAUCUUAGAGGGAAAGAUUUGUUCAAAGUUGGUGGUGCUGAAGCAUCGUGUCAGGGGAGCUCUAAACCCAUGGGUCAACCAACAACACGAAGAGGAAGAUGAAAAGAUAAACAUAUGCGUGAAGAUGAUUGAAACUCUGAGUUUACAGAUUAGUAAAUUCGAAACUGUUGGAGAACUCAAAGCCUUAGUGUACGAACAGGAGGGAAUACCAGAGCUUCAUCAGGAGCUGUUUUUCAAGGGCAAUCAUCUCAGGAAUGACAAGACGAGGCUUUUUUAUUAUGGAAUCCGCAGUAACACCACUGUGAGUGCCUACGUUGGAAAUUCGAAUGUGCUGUCGUUGAUUAUCGAGAUACCAUCCAGGGAGAAAGUCGUCCGUGUUGAAGGGAAACCAGAGGAUACGGUCCAGAAUAUCAAAGCUCUGAUAGACGACUCGGAAAACAUGGGGUCAGAUGAGUACAGUCUGGUUUAUGGUGGGAAGAUGCUGGAAGAGGAGAAGACCUUAGCGCUUCUGGGCAUCACUAAUCGAUCGAGGCUUUACGUGGUGUUUAAUCCGAAAGAUGUGAUUCAGGUUUCAGUGAAGAUGUUGAAUGGGGAAACUGUGAAAACACAGGUGAGGUUGUUGCACACAAUACUCGAUGUUAGGAGUUUCGUUGAGAGCGUAGUUGUUAAUUCGGUAGUGGGGGCUCUGAGUUAUGGCGGAAAGAAGCUCGAUGAUUCAAAGACUGUGUCGUAUUAUAAUAUCGAGGAUGGAUCCGUCUUAGAGGAGCUUCCUAGGUUCGAUUAG